Messenger RNA from Drosophila obscura, 10672 nucleotides. It is a transcript of the gene Su(var)2-HP2, whose product is annotated as serine/arginine repetitive matrix protein 2. Gene Ontology annotation, molecular function: DNA binding. The transcript is spliced from 10 exons. Lineage: Eukaryota; Metazoa; Arthropoda; Insecta; Diptera; Drosophilidae. The record is from RefSeq and is a predicted model, not a curated record. The coding region runs from base 430 to 10461 and encodes 3343 amino acids.
CAGGGCUGCAAAGACCUAUCGAUGCCAUCGAUGUUUUUGUCCGGUACGCGAUAUAUAGUGGACCGCACAAAAGUAUUUUCUGAAAAUACCGAAUACCAGACGUCUCGUCUCGUUAGAUACGAUACUUUUGUGCGAUAUAUAUUGAUGAUUGCAGCCCUGGUACGGUACAGUUUUCAUCCCUGUACAAAUCUGGAAUUUUUGCACACUAUUUUGACAGCGGCAGCAUCUCGCUUGGUUUUUUUUUUUAAGUAUUGUGGAAAAGAUAAAAUUAUCGCGCGUGCUGAUUGUACAUUGAAAAUGCUAUCCCGAUAAAACCGCAAAUAACUGUUCGCAUCUAUUGUUUAACGUAAUGCAAUAAAUUGGUUACAAAUCGUAGCACAUUCGCGAGGCAGACGGCGCAUAGGAACGGAACGGAAAACUACUUAUAACAUGGAGGAUAUAGAAUAUCUUGAUGAGUACAAAGAUUUGGUGUUGCCAGGUAUUAAAACUGGCGACGGGCGCUCGGCGGCUGCGUCAGCAUCUGCUGCGUCCCGGCGUCGCCGCAUUUCUUCAGACUCGAGCAACUCCUCCUCGAUUGAUGCAGACAUAUUUCAGAAGCUAUUCCAUGGUAAAUUUAUUGACGACGAACUGCUCAACGAGGGCAGUUCAAAACCAAGGGAGAGGCACCGUCCUUUGCCACCCCCCUCCUCCAGCGAUGACGAUUCCAAUGACGCCUUCGAUGCUCUGUUCAAUAGGAAGAGUAGCAAGCCAAAGCCAAACAAAAGGCGCGACCGUUUCGAGUCCUUUGAUUCUGUAGACGAUUUGGGCCAAGCCCUUAUGCGUCCAACACAAAGGUCAACUGUACCCAAGCCCAGUACAUCUCGGGGCGCAGGGAGGAAAUCCGAGACAGAGGGUCUGCACAGAGGCAGUCACAGCAGCAGCAGUGGCUUUGGGAAAUCCAGCAAGAACCUUGCUGGGCCGCAUUCCUCGGGCAAAAGCGGAGCUCAAGGGCAUCAUUCGAGAAAUGCGCCUCAAGGUUCUAGUAAUGGCAGCAGCAGUAAUUCGGUAUCCAGGAAUAGCAAGGCAGUAACCAUUAUAAAGACACAGAAGGCAGACCUUAGGCCACCAAAGAACGAGCCCAAGACAGAUCCCUUAAAUUUGAGGGAAUUCUAUGGGGACUCGGACAGCGAUUCUUCGUACGAGUACGAAUCUGAUUUCUACGGCGAUCGGGACACGGAUGAUGAGGAACCGGUCAUUGACAUAUCGACGGACACCAGCAGGACCACUUCGGUGGCGGAAACUGUGACGCCUGUUGUUUCCGAUGACGAGGGAGAGGGCGAGGGCCAGGGCCAGGAGCAGCAGCGGCAGCAACCGAGAAUGAGCGGCGAUUAUGAACGCCUGCAAACUUAUUUGAAUAAUCUGAGUUGUGCCGAAGCGCCUCCGAUCUAUAAAAAACAGAGUAGUGCUAAAAAGCCGCGUUCCAGUGAAAAGAAAUUACCUUCCUCCGAACAGGUUAUGCAUUCUAAAGAGCAACCAGCGGCCAGUCCCACAGUGGAGCAGCAGGCACCGAUGGCAGCAGAGCCGGAUGCGGUGCCGCUGCCGCUGCCAGUGGAAGCCGGCUGCAGCUCUUCAUCGGGAAAUCAGGUGGCGACUGUCAGCAGUAAUCCCUACGAAGUGGAUCCAAGCAUCACUCUCGAGUCCCUAGAGCGCAUGACCCUCGACUUGGCCGAGCAAAUCAAUGAAAUUGAUGUCGAGCGCUCGUUUGAGUUCGAAAGGCGUUCCGCCUCAAAGCCACGCAGCAGAUCGCGUUCCAAGAUCUCGGCAGAUCCUGGCGCCGCUCCAUUCGCGCCCCAAAGCCAUGUGCGCAAGCUAACCUAUUCGAAUGAACAGCUCGACAGCUGUGGCUCGUCGCAGAACACGCUGAGGAGGGCCAAGAGUGAUACCGGUUUCUCAAAGAGGGGACGCGGCCGUAGUCGAAAGCAUAGGAAAAACCGAGCAGCCACCACGGAGGAAAAAGUGGCCAAGCCAAGUGAAUGUGUGGGCGAGGGACAAGAGGUGCCAGUGAAAAGGAAACGGGGCCGACCCCGCAAGAUAAGGCCACCGACAGAAGCGGAAACCGCUCUGUUGGCUGCCAAUGCUCAGGUCCCAACAGAAACAACUGCAAAGGAGGAUGCAGUUCCAUUAUCCAGUGGCGUACAGGUGGAGGACAAGGAAAUGGCGGAUCAAAUGCAACAGCCAGAAGCAGGAGAGCAGCCGGAAUUAAAUACAGAACUAGAUACAGCCAAAGACGUUUCAGAAAUUACAAUUACAGCUUCAUCAUCACAGGAGGAAAUAAGCACAGCAUCAUCUCAAUCUCAUCGUCUCGUAUCAGAAGCAUCAUCAGAUCUCAGAAUAACAACAGACACAGUCGCGAAUCUCGAUGUGGAAAAGUCCACCAGAUCGGAUACAUCCACUGAAUCGUUCAAUACAGCUCAUGGCGAGUCCCCCACGCCACAAAGUCCCGUGGAGCCCGGCAUGGCAGCUGAAUGUGAAACCACUUUCAAUGAACCUACUAGCAAGGAUUAUCUUUCGUUUUCCGAUGCAACGGCAAAGGGGGACACAACACUGACCGAACAGAGUGGAGACAUUGUGUGGCAGAGUCUGGACGGGAACAGUAAUGUGGAUGAGCGAAUGGUCUCUAAAAUGGAGCUACCCAUUGAGUCGAUGACAUUUGAAUUGCCUGCCGCAGGGCAUCCCAUAACAGAUCCAACGGAGAAGCCAGAUUUGGAGUCAUCCGUCGAUCAAUUGAGGGCUGAUAAAGCUGUGGAUCGAUUGCUCCCAGAAGCCUCAGAGGCGAUGGAUGAGUCUCUGGGCGUAGCUGUAGACCAAUUGCCAGCGGAACUGUCUGUGGCAAUGGAAGAAGGUCUUCCAAGUGUCGCAGCCGCUGAAGCUAGAAUCGAAUUGACCGAGGAGACUGAUUCCCAGCUGGCUGAAGAUAUUAAAUUGGCCGAGGAGAUUCUAGCCGCCGAAGUGGGCAAAGGCAUUGAAAUGAGCGACACGGCUCUGGCGCUGCCUGGCCAGCGCUUAGACCUGGAAAAUCCUGUGAUUGAAAUAAUUAAGGAGCUUGAGCAGCAGACAAUAACAAAUGCUUUCAGCCCGCCAGAGGCUACCGAAGAAAUUGCUCCUGUGUCUGGCAAAUGUCCUGCAGAGGAGACUGCAGUAGAAGGAUUACCAGACAAACAGCCCGAGUCCAGUGGCAACGAAGUCGGUGACGAGGCUCCCACCAGCUCCUCAGAAAGUGCAGCAGUGAAGGAAAUCCAAGGCAAUCCGUCAUUACCCGCUGCUACGCCCAAGAGUUUGGAAUCUCCCGCUGCUAUGGGCAAGAGUUUGGAAUCGGACGUUGAUUUGCUUCCCUUAGCUACCCGAUUGGCUAGUCGUUGGGAUAAAACAACUUCCAGCCCCCGCAGGGAGGCCACACCAGUCAAGCGCGCCCCGAAAUCUGAAAGAAAUACGAUCUUGAACGAGCCCUCAUUCCGGAGCAGUCCGAGGCUGGGCAGGUCGCCAGCGGGCAGCAAAUCAUCGCAAGAGCGCCAGUCGGCCGAUGAGACCGUUGACAAUUCCAGACCUGGGAGGGAGCAGGCCAGGUCUAGUGGCACUGAGACGGAUCACGGGGAGAGGUAUGCCAUCCAGAGAAAGUCUGGAAGCACACAAAGGAAGGAAAAGAAGAAGAAAAGGACGGAAAAAGACAAAGCAGAGGUAGAGAGCCAAGAUGAAACCCCAACAGACACGGCUGAGACUGAAACUGAAACUGAGAAAGAGCUUGCGGCACCUGCUGAGGGUCGUGGUCAGCCAACCAACAGUGGGGGAAAAGGUGUACCAUCUUGCGGUUCGAACGGAGACAAGGAGGAGCGAGCACACAGCUCAGCCCAAUCGAGCCGAACUCCCAAAGCUGUCACGGACACGGUUAAGCGAGUUGACAAAAGGGAUUCCCCCAGAACAGAUUCACCGAUGAAAGAGGCACAAAUUUGUGCAGUCGAUCCCAAAAAGAAGGCGACAACCGAGCAGUCUCUGACGGAAACAGAUCCCGUUGAAACGAAACUGGAAGCACCCAAGGAAGAUAUUCAAAAGGAAGCCGAACGUGGUAGGGAAGUAAAAAUGGAUCCUGAAAAGAUGAAUGCGGCUCCAGGUCAUGAAACCGUCAAGCCGAAGCAGGCGGAACCGACAGAACAGAGAAAAAGAGGCAGGCCCAAGCUCAGGAGGAACCAAAACAAAUUAGUUAGACUUAAUUUGGAUUUAGUGAAUGCGGCACAAGACAAAACCAACAGGGAAACGUCCAAGAGUAUACAAAACGAGCUAGAAAGUAAGUCCCCACCGGAGGAGGAGGUUAAGGAACUGAAACUAGUUGAAAUGAGUUCGGAACCCAAAACUCCAGUACCGAAACCAGUAGAACCGACAGAGGAGCCUUCCACCGAAAAGCCAGAGCCUGUCGCACUCGCCACGCCAAAUAAAUCAUCAAGAAACGAAAAGGUAAAGAGCGCCAAAUCAAAUAAAAGGACUGUGGAACGCUCUGCAGAUGGCACAGAAUCGGAACAAGCGAUUCAAACGACUAAACUGGAGCCAGAUAAAACAUCAGAAGUGUCAUCUACUGCCACACCGGCCACACCAGUGGAAGAGAGACUCUCAAGAAAGGACAAAAUAAGGAGUAGAAAGGCCAUUCACACGAACGCUGCUGAGUCCGGUAAUAUUAAACCAGAAACUGAAUCAGAACCAGUGCAGCCGGCAGUUGAUUCCAAUAUCGCCUCCACUGAACCACUGAGUGCAGCAAAGGGUGGUCCAUCGGAGGAGGCAAUGAAUGUGGAUCUACCCACUGCCGCAACAGCAGAGCCAGAGUCUGCGGCUCAAGCCAUCGCAGAAACAGAGCCAGGGCUAGAGACGCCAGAACCCUCAACGUCCAGUAAAUCAGGGUCAAGGAAAGAAAAGCCAACUAGCAGAAAGCCCAGACUGGAAGCCAACAGUAAGAAAACUGCAGCGAAUCGCGAAUCAUCACAACCGGAAGCAUCGGAAGCGACAGUGGAACCAAAACCACCGCAGUCCAGUCAGGGUCAAAUAUUGAAAAAACACAAAUCAAGGAACAAGCAACACAAAGAAAAUAUCAAAACUGAGCCGAAAGAGGCGCCAGAAACGACAGAGCCAGGACAAACUGAAGCCAAAGCUGAAGAGCUGGAGCGAACCACAUCUGAGGAGCCAAAGGCUGCUCCAGAAAAGAGUGAGUCGGCACGAGGAAAGCCAAAGACGCGCAAAUCGAAAUCCAACAAACCGUCGGAAGCAAACGAACUGGAAUGUCCGCCACCGACCACGCCAAAUCUUCCAGCAAUAUCGAAAGAAAAUUCGGACCUAAGUCAAGCAGCAACUGAAGCGAAAUCCGCUGAGGAAAGUGAGCAAACUUCAGAUGAAACCGUGAACACGGAGCCAGAAACUCUGCCACCACAGCUUGCGGAAAAGAGGAGUUCCAGUAAAAAGAGGGGGGCCAGUGCCAAGCAGCAAAGAACAGCCAAGACCAUUCCGGAGGGUGCAGCCGAACAGCAUGCAUUGGAAGUCGCCACACCCAAGCGAAUUGUGCCCAUCACUCCGCGCACAGCGCCCUGUCGCCAGCUUCGCGUGCUAAUGCGAAGAACGCCCAGCUCCACAUCUUGUGCUGGCAAAAGAACACCUGCCAUGAGUCUCAGGGAUAAGCUUGACACCGCAACUGAGGCUCCAAGCGCCGCAAAGACAGAAGAGGACAAGGCUACGCCUGCCCCAGAGGCAGAUGACAAGCCAGAAGCUGUGCAGGCUGUGACGCAGUCUUCGGUUGAACAGGCAAUUGUGGAUACAAAAGAGGAACAGCUAACGGAUAAGCCUGAAGGGGCACAUCAGGAGGAGCCAAGUGUAGAAGAAGAGCCUUCUGCUGAGCCUACAGUUCCUAAAGAGCCUUCUGCUGAGCCUAAAGUGGUGGAAGAAUCGAAUGAAGCAGUCCACACGGAAGAGAUCACUACAGCAGCGCCGUCUAUGGCAGCAUCUGUAGAGGAAACCCCUAGAAAAGAGUCGCCAAUAAGAGAGGAAACGGCAGAGAAUCAGCCUACACCUUUGGAGGCAUCCUCUGGGGAACCGGACAAGGAAGUGGAGGGGGCUAAUAGACCAAGCACUUUAAAAAUCGACGACAACAAUGGGGAAUCGGUUAAUCCCACCACAGCCACUGCCCCUGAGGCGAACGCUGAGGAGUCCAAUGCUGAGAGCCCAGUCACAAAAGAAACAACAGACAGUCCCGCCCGAAAAGAAACAACAGACAGCACAGUCACAACAGAAACAACAGGUGUCACCGUCGCCCCGGAAUCGAGCAAAUCAAAGCUGCCCGUGCGCGCUUUGCGCAAGCGGGAAGUGGAGACCCCACAACCAGAUGAAGCUGCCCGACGAAGGCAAAAGCAACAGCAACAGCUGGAGAAAGCAGGAAAGGACAAACAGGGACAGAAAAAACCAGUGCGUCGUCGCAAUCAGCUGGAGGCAGAAGAGCGGCCACCGCAGAAGCGAACAAAGAUAGAGGACGUAGGCACGGCCACUGCCUCUACCUCUACUGCCACCGCCUCUGCUUCGGCCAACGCCAGCGCCAGUUCCAAGGGUAAAUACAUAUCCCUUAUAGGCAAGGACACAAUUAUUUCAACCACAACCGACCCGCACGAGGAGCCAUCGAGGUCCUCGGGAGGGGCGCGAAAAUCAAAUGUGAAGAACCCCAAGGGCCCCGAUACAACCAAGCACAUAAUCAUAUCGGCAGUGCCCAAGAAAUCGCUGGACGCCGCUGCAGAGAGUCCGCCUGCGCCGUCCAAGAAGCCGCUGGUACAGAGUUUGCUCCACUCGUAUGUGGAUGCCCGCAAGGCUACACAAAAGGAUAGUGCUCCCGCUGGCAAGAAGGGGGACCCAGAAAAGAAUAUCCCCAGCUCCACUGUGCUGACCAAGAAGGGUGUUGUGCCAGCGAGCGAUUUGCCAGGCAAGAAGCCAGCAGAAACUGCCAAAGGAGAAGGAACCGCAGCGGCCCUGCGAAAGGUGAACAUCUCCGUGUCCGUGAUGCCGAGCAAAGAAGGUGAUGGAGGUGCAGCCGAUGCUGCGGGGAAAUCGGUCGCCACCAGCUCGGCUGCCACUGCUGCCCAGGUUACGAAGGCGCUGCUGGACGCCGAGAAGAACAUCAUUUCCGCAAGGAGGCAAGUGGACACGAAGAAGAAGCCGGAGGCUAAGAAGACCGUGAAAAUAAGUGCGCCAGACAAGCCUAAGAACUCGGAGCAGCAGGCUAGGAAGGAGCCGCGCAGGCCGGAAAUGGCCGAACAAUCGAAUAAGCCAGAUACUUCCACAGCGCCAGCCAGGAAAUCCUUGCCGCAUGCCGAGCCGCCAAGGAAACCCGAGCCCCGGAAGUCGGAAGAGGCUGCCAGGAUGCAAGCCAAAAGCGUUAAGAUGCCGGCAGUUGGACAUUCAACAUUCAAGGCAAAUGAAGCACGCGAAAAGGAAAAAUACGAACAGCGAAGGUCCGAUGUGGCAGCGAUUCGAGGCAAGGCUGCGAUCCGCACAGCGGAAGUGGAAACUGGUGCGGCUCCGAGGGAUUCGUCUCACGAACGCGCCGGGCGCACAUCCCGACUGGGCAAAGGCAUUUCCUUGCCGACACUACGACAAACGGGUAUCUCGAUGUCCUCACAUAUGACGCGCGCCGCCAGCAGCAACCGAUCCCUGGCCUCCACGCCAAUACCCAUGGCUCCGACGCCAACUCCUAUGGCUGGAGUGCGGCGGUCAGCUCCGAAAAAGCCUGAGCCGAUGGUAGCCCCCACACCGCCGGAUGAGGCACUGGGUCCGCCUAAAAAAAUUAAACGUCCGGCCCGACUACCGUUCGGUUCGCGCCGCAGAUGGUCGGCCAAAAAGCGAAAGGCUACCGAAGACGCCGAAGCAGAAUCAGAGGCCACCACUCAAAAGAGGCCGAGAGCAGAGCAAGAGCAGGACCAGGAGCCAGAAGCACGCCCAGCUCCGUCCAUUGCCUUCCCAGUGAUGAUAACCGCUGCCAGCAGCUCCGCCCAUUCUCCCAUACCGCAUUCGGUCGCAGCUGGGCCUGCAGCAGUUCCGGCUACUACCAAAUCACAGCCCACUAGGACUAAGACUAAGCUGCGAAAAUGUCUGGUUAAAAUCAAUCGGGGAGUGGUCAAAAAGUGGAUGGCGGCGAACGUACGGAAGCAGCCAGCAGCCGCACUACAAGAACAACGAUCAGCACCACCAGUGAUGCCGGCACCAGAGCCAGAGCCACAAACUGAAGCACCCGCAGCAGAGUCAGUCCAGCAUCAAGUGCCAGAGCCAUUUCCAGAGCCAGAGCCAGCUCUAGAUCCAGCCCCAGCUCCAGCUCCACUGCAACCGUCGCUGCCAACACAGCCAGCACCAGUCGCUGAAGCUGUCCAGUCAGUUUCGGUGUCGGUGUCGGUGUCGGCGUCGGGAUCGGGGUCGGGACAACAAGCACAGAAAAAAACCCAUGGUAUACCGGCGAUGAAACUUCCGAUUCCCAUACCCGUUAUGGAAAUAAAGACGGAGAUAGAGGAAGUGCCGCCCGAAGCGCCAAUGGAGGAGGCUACAUUGACUGCCGUAGCCAUACCAACACCUACUGUGGUGGCACCAGAUGCUCCUGCGGAGGAGGAGCUCCAAGCACCCGAGGAGCUGGUUGCACUGGCACCCAGCAUCUCGAGUCAUCAGACAACAAUUCGCAUGAGUGCGCCUCCGGCACCGGUUGGCAGAUUGGUCAGCUCGAUACCAUCGGCCAGCUCGGCCGAAGCCAGCCAGAAGCCUGGCCACACCAAGAUAUUCUCGUUCCUGUACCCCCAACGCUAUCAGCGAUCGUAUGGCGAGGUGGGGCUGGACUUUUGCUGUCCCAAUCUGGACGGACCGAUGCGGGCCAUUGACCCGACGCGCUUACAUGCCACGGCGCAGGUGCCGGUGCUGGAGCUGCCGCAAUUCAUGGUUAUCACGACGAAGAUCAUCUCCAAGGCGGAUAAGGAUCUGCCCCACAAGGUGCGAGCGAAGCUGGCGCAGCUGGACAAGACUGGCAGGCCGUUGAUGGGGCAGACGGUGCGCAUGAGCACGGACUCCAGUGAUCCGUCCAUUCCAGUGGCAGUGCCUUCGUCCAACCUUGCUCAGACACCUCGGCCUCUGCCCCCCUUGGCUGCCAUUUCCAACCCUCCACCACCUACCGCCAGUGCCAGUGCCAGCGCCACUCCUGCACCCCCACCAGCACUUCCAGUAUUCCAGACGGAAGUCACAGUUCAAUCCUUGACCAAACAAUUGCCACGCGGAACGACGCUAACCAAAAAGGUACUGCCGCCUGGGGCUGCCCUACCCGCUGCUGCCAGCUCGUCGAUGGUGGCCAGCCUGCCUCCGGCCCUGAUCCAGCUGCCGCCGAUCUGCCCCACGGACAAGCAACGGGUGGAGCUGCAGACGCGAGUUCAGAUGUUCGACUUGGUGCUCCAGGGCCUGAGCAGACGCGCAGCCACACUGACCCUGGCCGAGCGACAGCGCACCAUUGAGGAGAUCGUGAAGACCAGCACGUUAAUGGCCAUCGAUGUGGAUGUGGGCACCAAGCUCCUUGAGAACUACGUCUAUUACCUCAACCGUGCUACCAACACCCAGACGCCCAUGCCCUCGCUCCGCCUCAACCCUGUGGUCACACCAGCUAUUACUCAGAGUACCCACACAGUCGCCAGCCUUCUCGGCGAUGAGCCGGUGGCCAAGCGUAAAUUCAGCACUCCAUCUGCCACUGCCACUGCAAGUGCAACUGAAACUGCAAGCCCAUCCGCCCCCGCAACGAAGAAGCCGGCACAACAGCGCAGCUCUCUGCCAGCCGGCAUUCCUGUGUACGAUGCGGACAAGAACAUCAUUGGAUAUCAGUGCCCGACACCGAACGCUUCGAUCGUGAAUCGAACGGGGCCCAUUGCCAGCAGCACUCCACUGGGACCAUCCACCUCUGCGGCAGCCCAGAGCGGCGUCCUGGGCUCCACAAGCAAGUCUGCCAGAGCGGGUGUGCAGCUGAAUCAAAGCAAGAAAACGAAACCUCCGGCCGGGAUGGCUGUGAAAGCCGUCCCAAAAGGCAGCACUGGGAAGAGACUUGGUUCGGGGACGAUCGUUUCCAUUCACCCACCGCCGAACCCAAUGCCUUCGAGACCAGGAGCCACCAAGCCGCCUGUUGGUGUAGCCCAAACGCUCGCUUCAUUGUCUACGUCUCCUCUCCCCAAGGCUGUCCCUGUGCCUGUGCCGGGGUCAAAGUCCAAGUCUGCUGCCCCAACAGCGAGCGGGGGAUCCGCUGGAAUGAACCGAGCACGUAGUCCGAAUGUGUUUAUCAUUAACCAGGUCUCCCCCACGGCAGAGGAGAGCAUAUUGCCCGAUUCCCACAGUGUGGUGCCAAUGCAAACGGAGAUCAAGGGUGAACUGGACGACUCAGUGGAGUUGAUUGGAUAGGGUAGGAGGGCUUGAUUGUAUAACUGAUUAAAAUGAGCAAAAGUAUUCUAAGUUACUUUUAAACGUUGUUGAAUAAGGGGAAUUACUCGUAAUUGUAUCGUUGAGCGCCUGAAGAUAAAUCUGUAAUUCUAGAAUGAAGAAAAAUAGAAUUGUUAAACUUAUCAUCGUCUCAUUAUUUCUGAAAAUAAACGGAUAUAGUCUAACAUCUUCC